Messenger RNA from Cryptomeria japonica (Japanese cedar), 1125 nucleotides. RefSeq lists its product as uncharacterized. The transcript is spliced from 6 exons. The record is from RefSeq and is a predicted model, not a curated record. Gene Ontology annotation, cellular component: WASH complex. The coding region runs from base 81 to 647 and encodes 188 amino acids. Lineage: Eukaryota; Viridiplantae; Streptophyta; Pinopsida; Cupressales; Cupressaceae. Gene Ontology annotation, biological process: exocytosis; actin filament polymerization.
UUCAUCUUUUCUGAUGAUUAGUCCUUUCCCAAUUAUAUGAAAUCCUAUUGUUUAACUUCCAGUCCAAUCUGCCUCAAACUAUGGAGAAGGGGUACAGAUCAAGAAGGGAGCCCGGUGAUGAGGACGAAGCCUUCACACCCAUGUCUGAUAAGAGGACAAUUUACCUGGUCAACGUUUUCGUCGUGCACACUGUAAGAUUUCUCAACAGAUUCUCAGCCUUGUGCGAGCAAAAACUAGCAGAAGUACACAGGAGAAUUUUGCGUUUGGAUGCAACACUAACUCUUUUAGAGGCAAAGUUGAAGAGUGUAGAUGGUUUAGAAGAAGUUGGGCAAACUUCCUCCUUCCAUGCAUCGCCAGAGUUAUCAUCUUCUGAAAACCCAGCAAAUGAGACUGGAGAAUCAUCAAGUGAAGGCGUUCAACUUUCACUUAAAACCUGUGAAACCUCAGAGGAACAAAACAACUCAACAGUAUCGGCACCAAUCCCUGAACAACCUGUGGAAAUGCUUAGGGAUGAUCCAAAGCUUUCUCGAUUUUUUCGAAUGCUGCGUGUUGGUGUUCCUGAACAAGCAGUAAAGAUGCAGAUGUCAAUUGAAGGAUUGGAUCCUUAUUUAUUAAAUCUAUCUGAUGCCUCUCAACCACCUAGUUGAUCCGGUUCUCAGUUAGAAAAGGGUUGGCACAUGCAGCACCUUUUGAUAUUAAUUCAUGUUUGACAUGAUCUAUUUGAAUUCAUAUUUCAGAGUAUACAAAUAAAAGGACUUCACAAUUUUACAUGAUCUCAUACCCCAGCAGAAGUUAGACACAUCACUGUCAUGUCCAGAGCCUUCAAUGGAAUUCAGUUGUUGAAGAAUUGUUUCAUGAUUCUGGAGAAAAAAGCCUUGCAAGCGAUGAUAUAAUCUCAAGUUUCCCUUAUAAAUUCCCCUCUCAUUCCAAUUGGACAAUUGUGUAAUUUUGUUUCCCUUUCUUUGUUAUGCCAAAAAAUUAUUGAAUUAUGUAGAUGUAACUCAGAAUUACUAGCCAAGACCUAACAAUAGCUAUGCCUACCCAUGUUUAUAUAAGCAGGCAUGGCUUGUGCUUGUAAUGCUCUAGACAAAAUUUAUUUAGUUAUUUCAUUAUUGAAAUUGUUCA